Molecule: messenger RNA, 744 nt
Organism: Colletotrichum chrysophilum
Lineage: Eukaryota; Fungi; Ascomycota; Sordariomycetes; Glomerellales; Glomerellaceae
Exons: 5
Coding region: 1-744 (247 amino acids)
Molecular function (GO): oxidoreductase activity
Source: RefSeq, a predicted model, not a curated record
AUGGUUCAGCAUACAAUUCAGAACACGGACAACCGCACACAAGGUCGCCUGGCCUUGGUGACGGGAGCAAGUGGUGGUAUCGGGUCAUCAGUUGCACACGCCCUCGCGGCAGAAGGGUGCGAUGUUGCGCUGCACUACUCCUCAAGUCAAGGUAAAGCCGAGGCACUCGCCCAGGAACUGCGCGCAAAGUACCCUUCACAACUCUUCGUGCCCUUCCAGGCGGACCUCUCAUCGCGGGAGUCGACGCGCAACCUGGUGCCCAGCAUCUUCGCCAGCAGCGAGGUCACGCAGAAGCACAAGGCCAUUUCGAUCCUCGUCGCCAACGCCGGGCUCGGGCGCCGGAUCCGUGAUCCCGCCGACAUUGGCGAGGAUGACUGGGAUGAGAUGAUGGAGGUCAACGCGCGCAGCCAGUUUGUCGUGACGAAGGCGUGUCUACCGGGGAUGAGGGCGCAGGGCUGGGGGCGAGUUGUGCUGGUGGGAAGCAUUGCGAGCCGCGGAGGCGGUAUCAACGGGUGCCAUUAUGCUGCGACCAAGGGUGCGCUCUGCUCCAUGGGGCUCAACUUGGCAACGCUCUUGGCGCCAGAGGGAGUCACAGUCAACAUUCUUUCGUCAGAGGGAACAACUCAACUCAUCCUGCAACAGGUUCUGCCCGCGAUGAUCGGCGCAACAGGCAUGAUCGCAACCCCCAAAUCAACGCAAGUCCUCCUCAUUGUUCCUUUCCUCAGCCCUAAUCUCGGCAACUGA